Klebsormidium nitens is the source of this 406-nucleotide messenger RNA. Lineage: Eukaryota; Viridiplantae; Streptophyta; Klebsormidiophyceae; Klebsormidiales; Klebsormidiaceae. The record is from the annotation of a GenBank genome assembly.
UGGUGAGCAUGGAGAUGCGGCCACUACUUGGGGGGGCGGGUGCACUGCGGGGGGGCAUAGGAGUGGUGUCGUUUGCGUCUGUGAGAGUUGCUCCUGCCCUUCGUUGGCGUGCCUUCACACGGAGGCAGCACGUAUUGCCGUCGUCAUGCCCAUGAGCGCAGAGGGCGUUCAGGUGGAGACUCCAAAGUUAGUGCGCCCAACAGACGGCUCGGCCGUUCACGACCCUCCUGUCACCCUGCUGAAGCAGCCGGUGAGAGUUAGCCAGCUGACCUUUCACCGCAGGUUGCGCUUGAUCGAGCGGACGUACAAGUCGUCACCGAGUUCAUUCCAGACCCUGACGACCCCAACGCGGACUCUGUUCUUCUUCAUUGGCGACGACGUCUUCUUCUCGAGCAGACCGGCUUGA